This is a messenger RNA of Anopheles funestus (African malaria mosquito), 2403 nucleotides long. It is a transcript of the gene Fip1, whose product is annotated as pre-mRNA 3'-end-processing factor FIP1. The transcript is spliced from 2 exons. The coding region runs from base 112 to 2181 and encodes 689 amino acids. Lineage: Eukaryota; Metazoa; Arthropoda; Insecta; Diptera; Culicidae. Gene Ontology annotation, molecular function: RNA binding. Gene Ontology annotation, cellular component: mRNA cleavage and polyadenylation specificity factor complex. The record is from RefSeq and is a predicted model, not a curated record.
GUCAAACACAAAUCACCAGGAAAAACAUCUUUUGCAACGCCGCGAAAAAGUGUUUCGUGAAUAGUGUUCCAAUUGUUUGUUAAACGUAAAAUUUGUACCUCGCCGUGUACCAUGGCGGACGAAGGUAACGAAGACAGUUGGUUGUACGGCAAUUCGGCCCAGGAUGGUCUAGCGAGCGACUCAGCCGCGACCAACGACGCUGAUGCUACGGCAGGCGGCAAGGACAGCGCGCUAUGGGAUGAACAUGAAGAAUCACAAACCACAACCAGGGAUGCCGGUGAUUUGGAGAAUAAACGACGUGGAUCGAACGAUCUCAACAAUGCACCGGAUGGCGAAAAUGGACUUUCCGCCCAGAACCAGCAGUGUGAUGACAAUGCGAUGGAUUCGAGCGAUCUGCAUCAGCGAGAGGGUGAUGCACAUGCCCCAGACGAGAGUAUGGAUGAUUCGCAUCUGAUGGACGACGAUAGGACGGAAAGCGAGCUGCGGGAGGAAGAAAGAUUGUCCGCCAAGCGUAAACCGACGGAGUCUGCUGGUGCUGAUAAAGACGAAGCGGACGGCGAAGGUGAGGAAGGAGAGAAGUUGGAUGAAACGAACAAAACGGAUUCGGGCGAUGGGAAGGAUAAUGUUGACGAUAGUGGAAAGGACAAGGGAGGCUUGAGCGACAUGGAGAGCGACAUCGAUAGUGAUGAGGACGAUGAUAUUAAUGUCGUGAUCGGAGACAUCAAAUCGGGGCCAAGCUACAACAUCAUCAAACAGCGCGGUCCCAUAAUGCCAAACCAGACGGCAUCGAAUGCGGCGGGCGUGACAGAUAAAACGAAACAACCGGCCGGGAAGUUUAGCAUGGAAGAGUUUGAAAGUGUGGGCACGAUCAAUGGUGUGCCAGCGCACGAGUUCAGUAUCGACUCGUUGGACGAGAAACCCUGGCGCAAACCGGGUGCGGAUAUUACGGACUAUUUCAAUUAUGGAUUCAAUGAGGAAACUUGGCGAUCGUACUGCGAGCGACAAAAGCGCAUGAGACAGCACGAGAGCGGUGUCGGUAUGGCGGGACUUACGAUAAACAACCCACAAGCAGCACCUCCCAUGGGCAUGAUGCGAGACAUGAGACGGUCGGGUGGUCCUAUGGGCGGAGGACCGAUGGGUGGACCGCGAAAGAUGAACGGACCGAUCGAAGUGAUCGGCGGAGGGCCUGGCGGUCCGAUGGGUGGUGGCCCAAUGGGAGGAGGAGGAGGUGGUGGAGGACGAAGGGACGAUGGCAUGCCGAUGUCGAGCCAACCGAAGGAGAACGUCAUUCAGGUGAUGACGGCGGACCGCAGAGAGUACAGUCGAACGGUGGUUGGAAAUAAGUACGACCCAUCGAUGGGAGGAGGUCCACCAGGGUUCGGAGGGGGACCGCCGGACUUUUACCAUCCCGAACCGGAUUACGCUGACUACUACGAUCCGAUGCAGGAAUCGCAGUGGGGGAAUGACAAUGGCAAUUGGCAACCUUCCGGUAUCAAAACGCUUACUCCGUGCCCUCCGAUGAUGCACCCGGGCAUGGGCGGAAUGGGCCAACAGCAGCACAUGGACAUGAUGGGUGGUGGAGGAGGAGAGCGGAUGGUAAUGCCUCCACCACAGCAGAUGCAGCAGGGUAUGGUGCCGGGACCGGGUAUGGGUCAAGGCGGUGGUAGAUUGCAUCCGCCCGGAAUGGUUCCAGGAGGGCCGCGUGGCGACAUGCGCAAUCCCAACGAUCGCAAACGAGGAGACCCCCGCGAACGGGACCGUGAUCGGGAACCGCCACGGAGAGAUCGUGAGCGUGAUCGUGGUCGGGACCGGGAACGCGAACAUGACCGGGAACGUGACCGUGAUCGCGAACGGAAAGAACGAGAAAGAGGCGACCAUCGAUCAGAACGGGACGCAAAUCAUGUUACGCCGAAGGAAGAAUUGCCAGUUGAUCCCGUGUUGGGUGCUGGAGUGGUUGUCGCACCCGUACCGAUAGCAACCGGAUCCACAUCGUCCACAUCUCGCGACGACAAAGAUAAACGUUCCACGAAGCCGGACCGUCACAAGGAUCGCCACCGAGAACGGUCCCGCAGUCGCGAAAGAUCCAAAUCGAGACGUUCCGAUCGGAGUCGAGAGCGCGAGCAGCGACACAGCCGUGAUAAGAAAAAGUCACACCGGAAGGACAAAGAAGAAGGAGAAUGAAUGUCGGAAGCGUGGCGUUAACGUUCGAACAGAGGGUUGCAGAAAUAUUAGCAUUUAGUUUACCGUGUGGAACUGCUGAAAAGGUCGAUAAAACACGUUAGGGAAGCCGUGCUGCGUAAUUCUAACGAAAACAAACUGGAACAUACAUUCGUAUGUUAGAUGUAAGUAAGAUGGAUGUUUCGUACAAUGUAGGUAAAAAUAUAAAACAUCGGAAAAUGAGAA